Rotaria sp. Silwood2 is the source of this 1467-nucleotide messenger RNA. Lineage: Eukaryota; Metazoa; Rotifera; Eurotatoria; Philodinida; Philodinidae. The record is from the annotation of a GenBank genome assembly.
AUGCAUUGCAACGUAACCUCAAUUAAAAAACACAAGGAUGAGAUAAUGGCGAAAUUCAGCGAUUGUGAUAUUAUAUCCAUAAAUGAAACAAAUUUAAAACCUCAACAACUCUUCUCUCUUCCAGGUUAUCAUCUAUACAGAAAUGAUAGGCAAAACAAACAAGGAGGUGGAGUUUUAUUAUCAGUACGAAAUAAUAUUAAAUACUUUGAGAUCUUUAAUCAAACAAUCGAAGAUAAUGAAACGUUGGCAGUACAAAUAGAAACAUCUAAUGGUUUUUUGCUUGUUGCAUCCAUCUAUAUUCCACCUAAUGCUAAACUAAACCAUGAUGUUUUUCAACACCUUUACAAUAUAAAUAACGAUUGUUUAAUAUCAGGCGACUUGAAUGCCGCUCUCUAUACUAUGGGAUCUAAAAAAACUAAUGCCAAAGGUUAUCAGCUUCAGCAAUUAUUAACUGAUGGAUUUCUUCAAUGUAUUGACAAUAAGCUCAUGACUUAUGCAAGAAACAAUUAUGAAGAAAAGAUUGACUGGAUUCUUGCCAGUCAACCAACGCUGUCAUUUAUUGACAAUGUUGAAACACAUCCAUCUCUCGGCUUGAAAGAAGAUCACCGACCACUUACUUUUCAUUUGAACAUGUCAGCUGAACUAAAACCUGGCUCACCUAGAUUAUCAUACAAUUAUAAAACAGCAGAUUGGAAAUUAUACAGAAACAAAUUGAAUGAUCUCUUGAAUAAAAUUAAUGUAAACCAAAAAGUUACAAAUGCGCAUCAAAUCGAAAUAUAUGUGAAAGAACUAACUGAAAGUAUAGUUUCAGCUACGAAGACAGCAAUACCACUUACAAAUGGACAAAUUAAAAAUUUCUGUAUAUCAAAAAUUACGAAAAAUCUUAUCGAAAGUAAACACCGAGCAUUCAGACAAUGGAAAAAAACGAACAAAGAUGCUGAUAAAAAAGAAUAUUACAAUAUGAAGCAACUCUUAAAUAAUUCACUCCGUAAUGAUCGUAUCGAACGUCUUAAUAGAACUAUGGCGUCUCUUUCUGCAAACAAGAUGAAUUCCUCUAAAGUAUGGGCAACAGUACGUAAAUUCUAUAAUAAAAGAAUGAAGCAAUCCAAUAUGGGUACACUGACUUAUCAAAACAUCACAGCUAGCACUGAUAUGGAUAAGGCAAAUUUAUUCGCAUCGUAUUUUGAAAAUGAGAUUUUUAUAGAAAAACCAAAUCAAUUACCAUUUCAAGAUCAAGUUUCUGGACAGGUUGAUUUAAUCAAAAAAAGAAUAAAAUUGAAAAAAAAUAAAUCAUCUCCAAUCACAACAAAGGAAAUAAAAGCAAUACUCAAACAACUUCCUAAUAGAGCACCUGGUCCAGAUUCAAUACAUAACCGUUGCCUUAAAAAUUACACACCAGCAUUAGUUCAACACCUAGAGAAGAUUUUUAAUGCCAUAAUCAACUUAGGACAUAUCCCAGGUGAAUGA